AACCCAUCUUUCGAAAACAUCAAUUCAUAGACAUAACAAACAACCUUAAACACAACCAAAAUGGCUUCAACUCAACCCAUCAACUUUCCCUUCCCACGUUUCACUCCUCCACCACCACCACCUUCACCCUUCUUCAGCCCUCCACCACCACCGCGUUCAUUUCCUCCUCCUCCUCCUCCACCACUUAGAUCGCCACCACCGCCAUUACGGUCACCGCCGCCACCGCCAUUACGGUCACCACCACCACCUAAGCCAUUUUCUCCUCCACCGCCAAAGGUGCGCCCCCCGCCGCCACCUCGUCCCGUUCGUCCUUCUCCACCGCCACCACCUCGACCGGUUCGUCCUCCCCCACUUCCUCCUCCUGCCCCUCUUGUACCUCCUCCACCCUCUCCAAGCAACCCAACAGUCAUAAUAGUGGUGGUGGUCUCAUUGAGUGGCCUCUUGUUGCUCACAAUGGUGGCUUUUGCUUUCUUCUGCUGCGUUCAGAGGAGGAAGAAGAAGAAGGCGCAAGAGACGGAAGUGAUUCACUUUGAUGAGCAGAAAAGGGUGAAUGAAACCAUCUUGCCUGGUCCCUUCGGACGUAACACGGUGGUGGUAACAGUUGAAGAUGAUGUCCAUAUCGAUGAAGAAAUCAAAAAGAAUGAGCAAGUUGGUCACGGUGUGCAUGGUGUUCAUGCCACAUCAUCGUCGCCACCUGGAGCAGAUGAAGGUGCUUCUAGCGGCAUUGUUGAUGUAGCAGCAACUCCUCCUGCACCUGAACAUCAUGAUCAUCAUCACCACCACCACCUUCAGAACAAGCCGUGAUUGAAAGAAUUAUAAAUGCACUUUCUCAUGGGAAUUCCAUAUCCUCGUCCAAACACUCCUAACAAGGAUCCUGUACUUGCCCUUAACUCGUUUCAACCAAUAAAUAAAUGUCAUUAAUUUUUUCCUUUGUUAUUUUGGGUGAAAAACCCCUCCAUUGUAAAGUUUGGAAGUUUGGAUUUAUCGACUAUAAAAGUUGAAGUUGAUACUGUUUUCUUCA
Messenger RNA from Vigna unguiculata (cowpea), 1021 nucleotides. RefSeq lists its product as uncharacterized. Lineage: Eukaryota; Viridiplantae; Streptophyta; Magnoliopsida; Fabales; Fabaceae. The record is from RefSeq and is a predicted model, not a curated record. Gene Ontology annotation, biological process: plant-type secondary cell wall biogenesis.